This is a messenger RNA of Aspergillus pseudoviridinutans, 681 nucleotides long. RefSeq lists its product as uncharacterized. The transcript is spliced from 2 exons. Bases 1 to 681 code for a protein of 226 amino acids. The record is from RefSeq and is a predicted model, not a curated record. Lineage: Eukaryota; Fungi; Ascomycota; Eurotiomycetes; Eurotiales; Aspergillaceae.
AUGGCGACCUUUUAUGAUUUUGAUCCCCAGAAGCCCUUCCGAGAGCAACUAGAAGAGGAGACAGGUCCUGUUGUAUUGACAAACACUUUCACCAUUCCAGAGGGCAGAAUGGACGAGGCGAUAGAGACUUGGAGAAAGACUGCUGAGAUUUUGAGAUUUUGCCCGGGAUAUAUCUCUACUCAGCUACAUCGCGGCGUGUCUAGCCACAUCUUGAUAAAUGUGGCAGUUUGGGAUUCGGCGCACCAUCUGCGCGAUGGUCUCAACCGAGAGGACUUUAAGGCUGUGCUUGCUUCUUUUCCUCCCGGUACUGAGUGCCGCGCACAUUUGUUCCGCCGCCAAGCCGUGGAAGGUCUCAAUUUUUGCUCUCAGCUCGCCGCACACCACUUGAUAGAGGAGCAGUAUCUGUUUCCUUUCCUCGCCGAGAAGAUGCCUGAGUUUCGUCGAGGCGUCGAGUUACUGCAUCAACACGAACAAAUACAUGCCGGAAUGAACCAGCUCCAAGAGUACCUUAACCAGUGCGUUUCUGGCACGACCGAAAUGCGCAUGGAUAAGAUGAAGCAGCUCAUGGAUACUUUUGGGCCGGUGCUAUGGACACACCUGGACGAUGAAGUGCGCGCACUGGGGGCAGAAACGAUGCGACGGUAUUGGACACAGGAAGAAAUGAAGAACUUCCCUUUCUAA